UUCGUUCCACAAACUUCCAAUUAUGGUUGGUUAUCAAAAAUGGGGAAGAGGUGCCGAUGAAGAAAGUUGGCGACAAGUUGAUCCCCAAGACCGAAGACGAGUUUGAUGCCGAGGACAUCAAAAAGGUCGAGAACUAUGCAAAGGCAAUAAACAUGCUUUAUUGUGCUGUAAAUCCUGAUGACUACUGCAAGAUCUCCUGCUGCUCAACCGCCAAGGAGAUGUGGGAUAAACUUGAGGUGACGUACGAAGGAACGGACCAAGUACGUGAAGCCAAGAUUGACUUCCUCACCCAAGAAUAUGAGAUGUUCAGGAUGAAGGAGCACGAGAAGAUCGACGACAUGUUCGACCGAUUUUCCAAGAUAGUCAACGAUCUUCAUGCAUUGAAGAAGACUUACACCGACAGGGAUCUUGUAGGAAAGAUCCUACGGAGCUUGACAUCCGAAUGGCGAUCCAAGGCUGAUGCCAUCUAUGAGUCGAUCGGCACAUCAAAUGUCACCAUCGACAGUUUAAGAGGUAACUUAAAAACAUAUGAAUAUACUAUAGUUAAUCCGUCUUUGAAUGACAAGAGAAAAGGCAUAGCAUUAAAAGCCUCCAAAGAACCGACAAUGAAUGACUCAAGCGAUGAAGAUGAAGUCAAGCUCAUCAUGAAGAAGUUUUGCAAACUUCUAAAGAAAGAGAAGGCUGAGGAUGGCCCUGUGUGCUAUGGAUGUGGUGAAGCCGGGCACAUCAAGAACAAAUGCCCGAAAAGCGGAAGGAAUGCUCGGCACUUCAAAAGGCAAAGGGCAUAUAUCUCUUGGGGUGGCGACUCCGGCGAUGAAUCAAGCAAACAAGAGGAAGAAGAGGAAGCAAAUAUUUGUCUCAUAGCUCAAGAAGAAGAGGAGUCCGCCAACAACGAAAACCAAGAGUUUAAACCCUCUAUGAAGAAGGAAAACCUCCUUGACUAAACUACCACAAGAAAACGGAGGAAAAUAGCCAAAAUCUGCCCAAGGUUGCCAUAGUCCUAAUUUCUUCAUUUUACGUCAAAAUAACUUGUUUCAAGUAUCAAGGUACACAAACAGAAUAGUGACCGAACCGGAGGACAAUGCUAAGGCGAUGGAGGGAUGGACGAGAUGACAUAAAGAAUGAUAAAAAUAAUAAAGAUGUUAUUUUAAAAUAUAUAUUUUGUACGAAUAUGUUAAGCUUCCGCAUGUAUAAUAGUUACUCCAAUAUUAUCAAUAAAUAAAUAAGUUUUGUUUAAUGCUCCAUUUUCUGAAUCAAAAAGUUAGACCCGUUAACACCGCGAGUCGGAUAUUCGAAUAAAUUCAGGUAUCCGGG
Cuscuta campestris is the source of this 1314-nucleotide messenger RNA. NCBI's taxonomy places the organism in Eukaryota, Viridiplantae, Streptophyta, Magnoliopsida, Solanales, Convolvulaceae. The record is from the annotation of a GenBank genome assembly.